Molecule: messenger RNA, 459 nt
Organism: Aricia agestis (brown argus)
Lineage: Eukaryota; Metazoa; Arthropoda; Insecta; Lepidoptera; Lycaenidae
Exons: 3
Coding region: 49-423 (124 amino acids)
Source: RefSeq, a predicted model, not a curated record
CAUUUAAAGCUAACGUACUAAAAGUCAGAAUUUGGGAAAACAUUCACGAUGAACAGGCAUAUGUCAAAAGAAGAAAGCUUUGCCCAAAGACGUAAACUGUUCAAAGAAGUAUGGACAACGGGUGUUGACGGGGAUGAUCAAAAUAGUAACAGGCCUAAAGUUGUAAAGACAUUGAACUUGAAUGACAUAGAGCGGUCGACUGGUAAAAGAAAGAAGCAGAAUAUACGAAACUUGAGAACAGUUUGUCAGGAUCUGCUUGAGUACUGCGAUCGUCAAGAAGCUAAUUGUUCGUCAUCAAGGUCUACAGGGCCUAAAAAUCGUGAAGAAUCCCGUGCAGAACAUAGUAGGGAUGGUAGAGUGAAACCGAAGGCUAAAAAUAGAAGUCAAUCUAGAAGCUUGAAGCUACCAAAAUCUGAUGCUUGAAAUGAUUAAUGAAUACUUGUAAUAUAGGUACCUACC